AUGUCUUUAGGUACUUUAUUCUCCACCGAACAAAUCCGUUCUCUCCCACCAAAGGCUUUAAUCAAGCACUUCAACUUAGAUGUUAAGCUUGAAAAAGAAGACGAGUCUUACAAAAAGCACUUCCCAUUAGGAAAGAUCCCAGGUUUCAUUGGACCAAAGGGAUUCAAGUUACAUGAAGUCAUUGCUAUUUCUAUUUACUUGAUCAACUCUGCUGACCCAGAAUCCAAGUUAUUAGGUAAGAACGCUAAGGAAUAUGCUGAAGUCUUGAAGUGGUUAUCUUUAAGUAACUUCGAAUUAUUGCCACACAUUGCUAAGGUUUUCAAGCCAUUAACUGGUGCUGCUCCAUACAACAAGAAGCAAGUUGAUGAAUCCUCAGAAUUCAUUGAAAAGGUCAUUGGUAUCUUUGAAGAUAGAUUAGCUAACUACACUUACUUAGUUAGCGAAAGAUUAACCUUCGCUGAUAUCUUCUCUGCUGCUCUUAUCGUUAGAGGUUUCGACAACUUAUUCGGUAGUGAAUGGAGAAAGGCUCACCCAAACACCACCAGAUGGUUCAAGACUGUUACUCAACAAAAGAUCUUGCACGAUGUUCUUGGUGACUACAAGUUCAGAGAAAAGCCAGUUGAAUAUGUUGCUCCAAAGAAGGAAAAGAAGCAAACUCAACAACCAAAGAAGGAAGCCGCUCCAGCUGCUGCCGCUGCUGCUGCUGCUCCAGCCGCAUCCUCCGAUGCUCCAGCUCCAAAGCCAAAGCACCCAUUAGAAGCUUUAGGUAAGCCAACCACCCCAAUUGACGAAUGGAAGAGAUUCUACUCUAACGAAGAAACCAGAGAAUCUGCCAUCCCAUGGUUCUGGAGCAAGAUGUACAACCCAGAAGAAUGGAGUUUGUGGAAGGUUGACUACAAGUACAACGACGAAUUAACCUUGACCUUCAUGUCUAACAACUUGGUCGGUGGUUUCUUCAACAGAUUAUCUGCUUCCACCAAGUACAUUUUCGGUUGUAUGGUCGUCUACGGUGAAAACAACAACAACGGUAUCACCGGUUUCUUCAUGGUCAGAGGUCAAGACUACGUUCCAGCCUUCGAUGUUGCUCCAGAUUGGGAAUCUUACUCUUUCACUAAGUUAGAUGGCUCAAACGAAGAAGACAAGAAGUUCGUGAACAACAUGUUAGCAUGGGACGAACCAGUUAUCGUUGACGGUGAAACCAAGGAAAUCGCUGACGGUAAGGUUUGUAAGUAA
Messenger RNA from Debaryomyces hansenii CBS767, 1233 nucleotides. It is a transcript of the gene CAM1, whose product is annotated as elongation factor 1 gamma domain-containing protein. The coding region runs from base 1 to 1233 and encodes 410 amino acids. Gene Ontology annotation, molecular function: translation elongation factor activity. The transcript is spliced from 2 exons. Gene Ontology annotation, biological process: translational elongation. Gene Ontology annotation, cellular component: nucleus; cytoplasm. The record is from RefSeq and is a predicted model, not a curated record. Lineage: Eukaryota; Fungi; Ascomycota; Pichiomycetes; Serinales; Debaryomycetaceae.